AUGUCAUCUUCAUCCAAUCAUCAUUCAAAAACCUCUCCAUCAACAUGCACUUCAACAAUCAGUGAAAAAUCUUACAAGAUCAUGUCCAGUAACUAUUGUCCUUGUUGUUGUACUAGUAACAGCCCCAAUCAAUCAUCCUUUUCACCAUCAUUUGCAAAAAGUUUGACCACCAUGACACCACCAACUGGAACAACCACUCCAUCCUACAACAACAAGUAUAAUAUCUUUGUAAAACCAACCAAAAUAACAACAUAUAGUUCCUCUCCAUUGGAGUCCUCUGCUCCUUCUUUCUCUGAUGGCGUUGCUGCCAUCCAAAGAAUAGCAUUGAAAUCUUGUUCAGCUUGUUCCAAACAACAUCAACCAAUAAGUGUCAAUGUCCAUAAUCACAACAAUUCCUUUCAGUCUUCAAUCAGUACCAUUUCCAAGGUCACUUGUUCUUCCAUUCCAUCAUGCAAAGCAUCCGCAAAUCAAGAACAAGAACUCAAUACUGAAGAAGUUGAAGAAGAUUCAUGCCCAUUCUCCUCCAUUUCAUCCAAUCGUGUCCUGGAAACCAUAAAAACAUAUAAUCGAAUUGAUUCUUUCAUUGAGAUGCAAGAUGAAGGUUUGAAAAUUUUGAGAUCUUAUUUGAGACAACGACAAAAUGAAGAAUAUUUGCUUUAUUUGGAAAUGACUCGAGAAUAUAAAAAGAAGAGAGAAUUGAGAAAGAAUGAAGAUUCUGACUUAUUAUUACUAUUAGAAGAGUUUGAAAAAGUUUAUCAAGAAUUUUUGAACUUUGAAAGUGUCACUUGUAUGAAUAUUCCUGCAGGUUUGAGAGAACAAUUUGUAAAUGUUUGGAUUGAGAAAGGAACUCUUUAUGAAGCAGUUCACCAAUCGACAACCAAUCAUUACAAUGCAUGGACAGAAGAGACAAGAAAAAGUGUUGGAUCUGAGGAGGGCAGUGGACAAUCACCAUACCUGCCAUGUGCACGACCCAUCACAAUAAGAAAUGGUCAUUUGACAAAUAUUUCUCUUGAAUUGGCUCAAAAGAUGAGAAAGUGUUUGGAUGAUUUGUUCAUUUCUGUUCAAAUUCAAUUCAAGAAUGAAAUUAUGCCACAUUUCAAAAAAACAGAAGACUUUAAAACAUUCCUUCUUACAAAGCUCAUCGAAUUGAGUUCUCAACCUCAACAAGAUUCAAAUCCUUCCAAUUCUGCUUCACUUUCACCAGAGACAGUACUUAUACAAGACUUUUUGACACAAAAUGGUGAAUUAUCAAAAUAUUGUAAAGCCUUUUCAAAAAAGAAUUUGAUCACCAUGGAACAAAUCAGAAAUUUCACUUCUGAUGAUUUUCGUGACAAGAUUGGAAUUAAGAAAAUUGGUCACUUGAAACGAAUGGUCAGACUCACCAGAGAACACUUCAUGCAUGAAUAA
Naegleria fowleri is the source of this 1407-nucleotide messenger RNA. RefSeq lists its product as uncharacterized. The transcript has a single exon. NCBI's taxonomy places the organism in Eukaryota, Heterolobosea, Eutetramitea, Acrasida, Naegleriidae. The coding region runs from base 1 to 1407 and encodes 468 amino acids. Gene Ontology annotation, molecular function: protein binding. The record is from RefSeq and is a predicted model, not a curated record.